Messenger RNA from Pseudomassariella vexata, 3902 nucleotides. RefSeq names its product tRNA synthetases class I-domain-containing protein. The record is from RefSeq and is a predicted model, not a curated record. The coding region runs from base 425 to 3730 and encodes 1101 amino acids. Gene Ontology annotation, molecular function: ATP binding; aminoacyl-tRNA deacylase activity; valine-tRNA ligase activity. NCBI's taxonomy places the organism in Eukaryota, Fungi, Ascomycota, Sordariomycetes, Amphisphaeriales, Pseudomassariaceae. Gene Ontology annotation, biological process: valyl-tRNA aminoacylation. The transcript has 3 exons. Gene Ontology annotation, cellular component: cytosol.
CCCAAAUCUACUCAUCGGACUGACUCAUCUAAUCAGAGGAAUGUAGAUAUAUGGAUAACUAACUAUUCAUAAUCCAGCAACUUCCGGGAAUAGGGCCAUAACUGAAUUAGACAGACAUCAAUCUUAAUUUCUAUCUUUGAGCAAAAGAAAUCAGUUCUCCAGGUAGACCAUUUUUGCUCAACCUUCAAGUACGGGGCUGAGCUGGCCUCCCAGGAGCGUUAUUGUCGACUGUGCAAAGCGGCUCGGGCGGCGGCGCCUUUUCCCCUCCGAUCCCCGCCUGCCCCUCGUUUUGCCUACGACCAAUGACUCGCAACCUCUCCCACAAUUCUAUCGCAACACCGUCAAAUUGUCUAAACAACUUCUCCGUGCACUCUGUGUGCGCAGGUCGCCUUUCAGAUUAAGCCUCCACGUCUCACGCGCUACAAUGGCUACAAACAGUGCCCGUGGCAACCCCAUUGGCGCCCCCGAGGGCCCAAGCAAGGUCGGCGAAGGCACGCCACCCCCGGUUUCCACCGAAGUCAAGGGCGCCGUGAAAGUUGCUGGCCAGGCGGAUGGUCCCGGUGUACAUAGCGCCGGCCAGGAUUCAACCACGGCACCAGCCGAGACCAAGGUCAAGACGGAGAAGGAGCUAGAGAGGGAGAGGAAGAAAGCUGAGAAGAACGCAAAGUUCCUCGAGAAGCAGAAGGCCAAGCAAGACGCAGCGCAAGCAGCCUCGGCAGCCGCUGCUAGCAAGCCCAAGAAGGUCAAGCCGCAGAAGGUUGAGGAGGACCCCCUGCCCGAAUACGUCGAAGACACCCCGCACGGCGAGAAGAAGCGACUCAAGCCCCUCGACGAUCCCCAGUUCAAGGCAUACAACCCCAUCGCCGUCGAAUCGGCUUGGUACGAGUGGUGGGAGAAGGAGGGUUUCUUCAAGCCUCAGUUCAAAGCGGACGGCUCCGUCAAGGAUGAGGGCUCCUUCGUAAUCGUUAUUCCUCCACCAAACGUGACAGGAGCCCUACACAUGGGCCACGCCCUUGGCAACUCCCUGCAAGAUGUCAUGAGCAGGUGGAAUCGCAUGCACGGAAAGACCACACUGUGGCUGCCGGGCUGUGAUCACGCCGGUAUCUCCACACAGAGCGUUGUCGAGAACAUGUUAUGGAGAAAGCAAGGCAAGACGAGGCAUGACCUGGGCCGGAAGAAGUUUAUCGACACCGUCUGGGAGUGGAAGGAAGACUAUCACAAGCGCAUCAACAACGCCCAAAGGAAAAUGGGAGGUUCCACCGACUGGAGCCGAGAGGCAUUCACCAUGGAUGCCAAUCUAUCAGCAGCCGUCACUGAGACGUUUGUCAAGCUCCACGAAGAAGGCGUCAUUUACAGAGCGAACCGCCUGGUCAACUGGUGUACCCAGCUGAACACAGCUCUGUCCAACCUCGAGGUCGUGAACAAGGAGCUGACCGGGCGCACUUUGAUCGAUGUUCCCGGCUAUGACAAGAAGGUUGAAUUUGGUAUCAUUGUGCAUUUCAAGUACCAAAUCGAAGGCUCCGACGAGACCAUCGAGGUCGCCACUACCCGUCCUGAAACCAUGAUUGGAGAUACUGGUAUUGCGGUUCACCCCGAAGACGAGCGCUACAAACACCUCGUUGGCAAGAAUGCCGUCCACCCCUUUAUUGAGGGCCGGGUCAUGCCUAUCGUUGCGGACGAUUACGUCGACAAAGAGUUCGGUACUGGAGCUGUCAAGAUCACCCCGGCGCACGACCCCAACGAUUUUGCGCUCGGUCAAAGACACAACCUCAAGUUCAUCAACAUCCUGACAGAUGAUGGUUUCAUGAAUGAGAAUGCUGGUCCGUACAAGGGACAGAAGCGUUUCGAUGUCCGCUACACCAUUCAAGACGACCUGAAGAAAGCUGGGCUCUAUGUGGAGAAGAAGGACAACCCCAUGAAGGUGCCCCUGUGCGAAAAGUCAAAGGAUGUCAUUGAACCGCUCAUGAAGCCACAAUGGUGGAUGAAGAUGAAAGAUAUGGCCAAGGAUGCCCUUGAGGUUGUCAAGGAGGGCAAGAUCAAGAUCAAACCGGAAACGGCCGAGAAGAGCUACUAUAGGUGGAUGGAGGACGUCCACGAUUGGUGUCUAUCCAGACAACUCUGGUGGGGACACCAAUGUCCCGUUUACUUUGCCAAGAUUGAGGGCGAGGUCUGUAAUCCAGCCGAAAACACGCUAUGGUUUUCUGGUCGAACCGAAGAAGAAGCUCAGGCCAAGGCAGAAAAGGCUCUGCCGGGCAAGAAAUUCACCCUCGAGAGAGACGAAGAUGUGCUUGACACAUGGUUCUCGUCAGGAUUGUGGCCUUUUUCUACGCUGGGCUGGCCUAAUCAGACCACCGAUCUCGAGAGAUUAUACCCUACCUCGGUCCUAGAAACGGGAUGGGACAUUCUCUUCUUCUGGAUUGCCAGGAUGAUCAUGUUCGGUAUCAAAUUGGUUGGGGAGAUUCCUUUCAAGGAGGUUUACUGCCAUUCCUUGGUCCGAGACUCAGAGGGUCGCAAGAUGUCCAAAUCCCUGGGCAACGUCAUUGACCCCCUUGAUGUCAUUAGUGGCAUUUCUUUGGAGAAGCUUCACGAAAAGCUGGCUUUGGGGAACUUGCACCCCGAUGAGGUCGAGAAAGCCAAGAAAUACCAAAAGACGGCCUUCCCAGAUGGUAUCCCGCAAUGCGGAGCUGAUGCCCUACGGUUCUGCAUGGUCAACUACACCACAGGCGGUGGUGAUGUCAACUUUGAUAUCAAGGUUAUGCACGGUUACAGAAAGUUCUGUAACAAGAUCUACCAAGCCACCAAGUUUGUCCUGGGCAAGCUGGAGAAGGACUUUGUCCCCCAGAAGACUAGUAAGCUGACUGGGACAGAGUCGCUUGCAGAACAGUGGAUUCUGCACAAGAUGAAUGCCGCGACCAAGGAGAUCAACGAGGCCAUUCCUGAGCGGGAGUUCUUCAAGGCUACCACUGCGCUCUACACGUAUUGGUAUAAUCAACUCUGCGAUGUAUUCAUUGAGAACUCAAAAGCACUUAUCCAGGAUGGUGCAGAGGAUGAGAAGCUCUCGGCCGUAAACACUUUAUACACUGCGCUUGAACAUGCGCUGAAACUGAUCCACCCCUUCAUGCCGUUCUUAACCGAAGAGCUAUGGCAACGACUUCCUCGUCGUCCGGAUGACGACACGCCUUCCAUCAUGCUCGCCAAGUACCCGGUUUACGAUCCCGAGUUGGACAAUCCGGCCGCUGAGGCAGCUUAUGAGAUGGUCAUGGGAUGCUCAAAGGGUGUCCGAUCAAUGAUGGCCGAAUAUGCGCUCAAGGAUGAGGCCAAGGCAUACGUGCAAACCUACGACGAGACCGCACACAAGACUGCCAUCGAGCAGGUUCAGUCCAUCAAGUCGCUCAGCGGCAAAGGCAUCACCAGCAUUGGGGUGCUAUCGGGGUCCGAAGCCCGACCGGCCGGCUGUGUCGCUUUCCCUGUGUCUAGCUCGGCGGCAGUUUUCUUGCUUGUCAAGGGCCGUGUCGAUAUUGACAGUGAGAUCACCAAAGCGAGCAAGAAGCUCGAAAAGACGCAAGCAGCUAUUAGCAAGCAACAGAAGCUCCUUGCCGACCCUGCAUACCAAGCCAAGGCGAACGCCGUACUCCAGGAGGCCGAUCGUAAGAAGCUUGGCGACUUGGAGUCAGAGGCAAAGGGCUUUGAGGGAACGAUCGAGCAAUUUGAAGCUUUGAAGCUCGAGUAGAGUAUUCUUAUUAAACACGAAUUCGCCAUGGCUAAUAGAGCUGUUACUGACCAUGGGGCACAUGACGAGAAAUGCAUUCUGUCGACUGGACUUUUGAUGUUGGAAGAGUCGAUUUCAUGUAAUUUAUGCAGAAACGCAGGAGAACCCAAAAUUAGAUCUCCGAGCCUCGGGU